AUGGGAAAGAAAAGGUCUUGGUUUGGUUUCUUGAAGAGAUUAUUGAUUUGCAAGGCCCAAUCGACCAAAGAGAAGGGAGGAAAGAAAAGCAGAUGGUGCUUUGGGAUGUUAAAGACGAGUCGCCAUUACCAUGCACUCGAAACACCGGAUCAGGCAAAAGUAAACGAUCAUAAGGAAGAGCAGAAACAACACACAUUGGCACUUACCGUUGCUAUGACAGCUGCGGCGGAAGCAGCGGUGGCAGCUGCUAAUGCAGCGGCGGAGCUUGCCAGGCUCGUGAGGUCUCCCCAAGACCUUGAAUGGAGAACCCGCUAUGAAGCAGCCAUUAAAAUUCAAUCUUUUUAUCGUUCACACCUGGCAAGGAAAGCUUUGAUCGGAUUAAGGGGAGUAGUGAAGCUUCAAGCUGUGAUUCGCAGUCAAAUCGUGAGACGAAAAUUCUUAAACAUUUUGAAAAACACGCAGCGAUCUAAAGUUCAUCAAAUAUGGGUUCCUACAUUCGAUAAAAUCUGUAAGAUCGGUAUAGACAAACAAGAUAUUUGUAGCCCACGAAUGUCGAUCAGGAGAAACGGUAACGUUCUAGAAGAUCCAAUAAAGUCUAAUAAAAUGUAUGAAACACAGAAGAAACUGCGAUUUGGGGAUAAAAAUCAUAUAGAAGAACACCAUUCAUCACCAUCUUUUAGAUCCCGAAUGUCGAAUAAUGGCAAAAGGCACUACCAUUUAUCGCCUGAUCGGUCAGAUGAGAAGUCGUUGCCGAAUUCACCAGUUUUUCCGGCUUACAUGGCGACUACUGAGUCGUUCAUGGCAAAGGCUCGAUCACUGAGCACCCCAAGACGAAGGAUAUCGUUUCUUGAUCAUGGGUACUGCACUACUCAUGGUUCCUCCUGCGGUAUGCCCAUGCUUUCUUCAUCAUCAUCGUUUAAUGGUGGUGUCAAAGGCAAUUACAGGCACAUGCAUCUAUUAUGA
Lactuca virosa is the source of this 963-nucleotide messenger RNA. NCBI's taxonomy places the organism in Eukaryota, Viridiplantae, Streptophyta, Magnoliopsida, Asterales, Asteraceae. The record is from the annotation of a GenBank genome assembly.